AUGGCUACUACCCACCUGACCUGGCUCAUUACUGGCUGCUCCUCUGGCUUUGGCCUUUCCCUAACCCGCGCCGCCCAGGCUGGGGGACACAAGGUCAUUGCGACCUCGCGCAAUCCAUCGCGUACCCCGGAGCUGGUUGCCGAGAUCAAAUCCAAGGGAGGCAAAUGGGUCCAACUUGAUGUGGACAGUCGCGACAGCGGCGAGAUAAUCACUGAGCUGGAGAGCCGUGGCGACCAUAUCGAUGUGCUAGUCAACAACGCCGGCUAUUCCAUCUACGCCCCUAUUGAGACUGUUGACGAGGAGGAGGUAAGAACCCAGAUGGAGACUAUGUACUUUGGUCCCUUACGUCUCAUCCGUGCUAUUCUGCCCCAUAUGCGCCAGCGAAAGUCUGGCGUGAUAGUCAACAUGAGUAGCGGUGCUUCGCUUGACGGGAUUCCCACUAUGGGAGUAUAUGCGGGUGCAAAGGCUGGAUUGGACGCCCUCACCAAGAUUCUCGCUAAAGAGGUUGCCCCAUUCAACAUUCGCACCCUGACUGUCAUUCUCGGAACCUUCAACACCAACAUGCCUCACUCGGUAGUUCUGGGCAAGACUCCCUUGCCGGAGGGCUACAAGGGAACCUUCACCGAGCAAGUUCGGGGUCUUUUGAUCAGUGGGGCGAUCAAGCCCAAUGGUGACAAGGACAAAGCAAUGCAGGCCGUGUACCAGGUCGUUACUGGUGAAGGAUAUGGUGAAGGUCGCCAAACGGAGAAGCUUCUCCCUCUGGGCAGUGAUAUGACCCCUCGACUCAAAGGAGUCCAGGAAUACCUCGGCCAUGCUUUGGGGGUGUUUGGCUCUGCAACCAACAGCGUGGAUGUCGAUAAAUAG
This is a messenger RNA of Penicillium coprophilum, 864 nucleotides long. RefSeq names its product SDR family oxidoreductase. Bases 1 to 864 code for a protein of 287 amino acids. Gene Ontology annotation, molecular function: oxidoreductase activity. Lineage: Eukaryota; Fungi; Ascomycota; Eurotiomycetes; Eurotiales; Aspergillaceae. The transcript is spliced from 2 exons. The record is from RefSeq and is a predicted model, not a curated record.